Molecule: messenger RNA, 2622 nt
Organism: Ustilago hordei
Lineage: Eukaryota; Fungi; Basidiomycota; Ustilaginomycetes; Ustilaginales; Ustilaginaceae
Exons: 1
Coding region: 1-2622 (873 amino acids)
Biological process (GO): regulation of transcription by RNA polymerase II
Cellular component (GO): SWI/SNF complex; NuA4 histone acetyltransferase complex
Molecular function (GO): chromatin binding
Source: RefSeq, a predicted model, not a curated record
AUGCCCCCCAAGAAGGUCUCCCUGCCACCCAACCCUCCAGCGCAUCCAUCGCAGAACAUUGCACUGCAGUAUACCACCUUCUUCUCAGUCGCGCCACUCAACGCCAAGAACGUCUCCUCCUCCUAUCUCAAGACAGAGGCGCAAACGUGGAUCUCUCGUUCUCAAGCCGCCGCACAAGCUUUACCGCAGAGCAAGAAGAGCAGACUCGACGCUGUUGCAGAUGCUGCUGAUGCCAGCGUCAACAUGGAUCAAGAUGACCAUCUCCAACCAGAAGAGGGUGAGAGGGAGGCAGCAGAAAACACCCCGGCACAUCGCACCAUCGUCAUUCAUCCAGGCUCCGAGAACCUUCGACUAGGUAGAGCUACGGAUCUCUUUCCUAUCUCGCUGCCCAACGUGAUUGCUCGACGAGCAAAGAAGGCUGCACCGCCAAAGUCGACGGACGAAGCGAAAGCAGCCAACGGCACUGCCGGCCAUGGCGAAACACCAAAAGGCGCGGAUGGCGAGCAAAUCGACCUUGACAUGGCAGACAAAGCUGACGCCGAGGAGAAUGAGCAAGCCCAAGAUCCUGCCAAGGCUUCACGCAAGAACCCGAGAAGGUCUGCCGCAACUGCAGCCUCGUUAAGCGCAACCAAGGCGGCCGGCGAUGAUGCUCAAGCUCAGGAGGAGGAAGAGGUGCAUGUCGCCAAGUCGAAACCUACACUCAGCCAAGGCAUUGAAGCUAUCCGCAACGACUUGCGUGCCAUCAUGCGUCAAGAGAAGCUUCGAUCCGUCGGCAACGCAAAGAAUCUUGCAGCCAACUACAACGACAGUUCGCAACCGGAAGACGUUCCCGAGCACAACGACCUUUUCGCACUCGAAUGGAUCGACCAAGACGCCGGCGGCGACAACGACCUUCUCGUCGGCGAGCAAGCUCUUCGUCUCGCCUGCUUCUCCCAACCCAACACUGCCGAACCCAAACAACAAGGCAGACGUCAACAGCAGCUCUCCUCCGUCAAAACACUUUCACCCCCCGAUUCAUCUCGACCCUGGACACUCUUCCGACCCUUCCAACGAGGCACUCUGGAUCUCAACAGCUACCAAGAGCAUUACGGCGCCUCUGCUGCUGUCCAAGCCCUCCUCGGAGACGUACGUAGCAUCCUCGAACACGCCAUCACCUCCCCACCCGAAGACACCGACGAGAGGCAAGAAAGCGGCAAAGUUGCACCCCUCGGUCUCGGCAUCCCUCGCCAAGAUUUCCACGAUUACACCGUCAUCCUCAUCAUCCCUGACCUUUUCUGCCGAUCGGACGUCAAGGCGCUUACCGAACUUCUGCUCGUCGAUAUGGGAUUCGCUCAGGCCUGCGUACAGCAAGAAAGCGUCUGUGCUACUUUUGGUGCAGGUCUUUCCUCAGGUUGCGUCGUCGAUUUAGGAGCGGACAAGAUUUCGAUCUCGUGUGUUGAAGAAGGUCUUAUCCUGCCAGAAACGCGCAUCUUGCUGUCGUACGGUGGAGCAGAUCUGACACACUUCCUUGCCGAGCUUUUCAUUCGUGCCAAGUUCCCUUACCGAGAGCUCGACCAUCGAAAGAGUAUCGCCGAUACGAUGAUGAUCGAUGAGCUUAAACGCAAACUCAUCACGCUCAACCCGGCGGAUGUGGGGCUCAACAUUCACGAUUUCUACCUGAGGUUGCCAUCAAGACCGACGAUCAAGUAUCUCUUCAGGACGUACGACGAACUGAUCGUGGGACCGAUGAGUUUGUUCGAUCCUGCAGUAUUCGAUUUGGACAGUAAGAAGAUGUUGAGGGGUAAAUCCAGGGCUGGGCAGGCAGAGGAGAAGGAAGGUGGAGGGGAUGAAGGACUGGGAGAAGAUGCGCCCGAGUUGAGCCUUUUACGUGGCUUGGACAUCCCCGUUACGGGAGCGAUGACGAGCUGUGUCAAGCAUCUAUUGCCACCUCCGCCUGUACCUGCCACCCAACCUACUGCAGCAGCAACAGCAGCAGCAGCAGCGGCUGGAUGCGAAAUUGGUACACCUGCUCCCACCGCUCCUGCCAAAGUCGACAGCACCAUGCCUUCCCGAGCAGCCUCUCCCUCCACCAAGCCCGAAAACAGUGCUACCUUAGACACCAACACCCUCCCCUCGGCCGACCCUUGCGCUCGACCCUCCCCCAUGCCCCUAGAACCCACGAGGAUCAACGAAGACGAACGGGCCAUCCCCUACCCCCGCACUCCAACAAUCGAUAUCCCUUUCGAAGCCUCCAAGACUCCCCUUGACAUGGCCAUCUUCAACUCCCUCCUCACCUCCAUCGGUCAAGUUGGUCCCGCUGGCGAUGAACGUUUGCGCAAGAUGUCUAACAAUAUCCUCUGCGUUGGUGGCACAGCGCAAAUUCCAGGAUUGGCCGCGGCACUGGAAGCGAGGUUGACUGCGAUGCUGGCAAACCAUUUCGCAAUGACGACAGGCGAUGCAGGGAAUGCACCCAAGGUGACCGUGAUUCCACCUCCGAGAGAUAUGGAUCCACAGGUGAUGGCUUGGAAGGGUAUGAGCGUUUUUGCGAGGUUAGAGGCGGCAAGUAGUGAACUGUGUUUGAGGAGGCAAGAUUGGUUAUUGUUCGCAUGGAGGGCGUUGAGGGAGAAGACGCUUUUCCUUUGA